Polypterus senegalus (gray bichir) is the source of this 2358-nucleotide messenger RNA. RefSeq names its product tetraspanin-7-like. Lineage: Eukaryota; Metazoa; Chordata; Cladistia; Polypteriformes; Polypteridae. The record is from RefSeq and is a predicted model, not a curated record. Gene Ontology annotation, cellular component: membrane. The transcript has 3 exons. Bases 161 to 1186 code for a protein of 341 amino acids.
UCCAGCUCUUGCGAGCCUUACAGGUUCUAUUCCGGCUUGUUUUAUGGUGCCGCUGGGUUCAGCCUGCCCUUUUCCAGCCGAUGAUUUAAUGGCUGGCAGACAUUAACAACCAGCCAUAAAAAGGCGGAGAGUGAGGUGCCUGCAGAGGGACGGCUUUGUGAUGACAAGUGACGUGCUGUCGCGGCUUGGCUUACUGGAUAGGCAGGACAGCGCUGAAAGGCUUGCCAGGAGGCUCUCUUCUCCCAGGGGCCUACCAGCUGAAUUCGGAAAACCCUACUCUAUCUCCUACAGUCCUCGCUGCAGCCCUGCUGCACCCCCUUACCAGCUGAGAGAAGAAUCCUUGGAGUCGGUAGCAUCCAACGAGAACAGUAGCUCUCCACGACAAGACUGGCCCUCCAUCACAUACCGGACAGUAGUGAGAGGGCGACGCCGCAUCAUGGCUCUACUCAAGCUUUCCCUCAUGGGUUUCAGUUUUGUUUUCUGGGCAGCUGGGUUAGCGAUGUUCACAGUAGGCAUCUGGGCUAAAAUAUCCUUAGCGGACUACCUGGUUCUGUCCACUAACCAUUACCCCAACACACCAUUUAUUCUGCUAACCACUGGGGCAGCAGUCAUAAUUUGGGGCUUUCUUGGCUGUUUCAGUGCUGCAACAGAGAACCGUUGCUUGUUACGCAUGUAUGGUAUCUUCCAGCUGGCUGUGCUUGUAGCUGGCCUCUCUGCUGGCCUCUCUGGACUCUUCUACAGGAAGGACAUUGCUGAGGGUUUUCAGAAAGGAUUACAGGAAGCCAUUCGCCUUUAUACAGAGGACGAGGUGAAGGCUGAUGCCUUAGAUGAUGUUCAAAGGGCUCUGGACUGUUGUGGGGUGCACAGCUACCAAGACUGGCUGUUCUCUCCAUGGUCAUUAGAUCAAGAAGUUGCACGGCCCAAUGGCUCAGUGCCAUCCAGUUGUUGUGUACAACGGAGAGGUUGCAGGAACAGGCCAGUGCCCACAGAAGGAGCUGAGAUGGCUGGAAUUCAUACUCAUGGCUGUUUCCAGAAGGUUUUUGAUUUUGUCAGUGACAACAUGUUCCAUAUUGCAACAGGAGCACUGAGCCUUGCCACCAUUCAAGUUGUGGGCAUUGUACUGACGUGUCUAUUGGCUGCCAAGAUUGCUGGCCCUGUGCCCCAAGAAAGAGCACCAGUACACUAACUGGAACAGACAGAGAGUAGGAGUGGGGGGCUGUCGCAUGCUGGUCCUAGUUCAGUGAUAGUUGUGUAUGUAUUUGGCAAAAAAGAUGCUGUAGAAAAUAAAAACUGAUUAAUCAUAGCCUGACUUGCCUGAGGCACGUAGGAAACAUUUUUUAACAGUUCACAGAAAGAAAAGGGGCAAUCAACCAAGAGGGCAGAAAACUAUCCACCACCUGGAACAUGAUCCAGAAUAUCUGAACUUGGGCAAAAGUUGGGUGGACAGGCCACACCUCAGUCUCUAUCCCUUAGUUGUGAAUUGUCAUCUUACAAGCUUUGUUGUUAUCCAGCAGCAGCAGGCAACACUUCUCAUACUUCCACUGAGACCCUCAGCAAGUGAGCGGACAGCUGGCAGGAGCAGGCCUUUCCUACAUUUCAAGAUGACUUCCAGCGAUAUUCAGUGCAAACCGGGUGAGCCAGUUAGUCAGCCAAAGAUUGGCUUUAGGAAACAACAUGGCACAGAAGCCGCUUUUCCUAAGGUGACUAAUGACCUUUUGAUGGCUGCUGAUGUGGAGGAGUGAUCAGUCCUUGUACUCUUGGACCUUAGUGUAACAUCUGAUACUAUAGAUCAUACGCUUCUAAUUAAUAGGUUAAAUAAUUGUGUGAGUAUCUCUGGGACUGCCUAAGACUGGUUUACUUCUUAUUUGGCAAAAAGAAGUUUCUCAGUGACCAUGGGCAAGUACAGAGAUGGUUGUAUAACUCCUCAGCUGGUUCCAUCACCAUUGGCUUGCUGUCUGCAUCAGGAUUUUCUUGAAUAUGUUACUGCUGUACUCACUAAUGUCAUAAAGGGCUUUGAGUAAGCUGCUCACCAUAGUCAAAUCCUAUACCUGCAGUGGAGACCCAUUCUCCAGAAAUUUCUUCAUAUACAGUAUAUGCUGCCACCAGUCAACACUAAGUAAGCUAAGGAUGUCUGUCCUGUUUCCUUGGGUUCCAAACAAUGACUCUCAGAUCUAGUGUCUACUCACUUCUGUGUUGCUUUCUCCGUGGUUCUUCUACAAAGACUGUGUUUGCCCUGACAACAUGUUAUGUGUAAUGCUAACAAUUCUGCCCCAUUAAUUGGUUUUGCAUAAUAUAGGAGAUGAUUCUUUUGCUCUGUAAGUGCUCUGGGACAAUGUCCAUCAUAAACAGCAAGAUACU